CACAGAACUGCGCUAGCAGUCCGCAGCCUGUGAGCUUUUAUGCUGAGUGAGGGUCAGGCAGUGAAAGGUUUUUUUUUGUUUGUUUCCAUUCACAUUGCCUGCGCUGUUUUGAUAUUGCUGGUUUUGAUGAUGAUGAUGAUGAUGAAGACGGGAGCGAGGCAUCUCACUAAGGUUUAAAUUUUGGGUAAAUUGUGCGGCAGCUGGAGGAGACAUUGCGCGUGUGCACAUAGAGAAGGGGACUAUACACAGGAGCAGGAAGAUGGCGGAAUGCGCAAUAGAAACAGCUGGGGAAAGCAGACCAGAAGUGAUGGUGCAACCCAGAGUAGAGGAGAGAAAGCUCCAGAUGAACGGCCAUGCCUCCCCGGUGCGUCUACCUGCCAACGGCAGCACCAGCAGCAGCAGCAGCAGCAGCCCUGCUGAUAAACCAACUUUAGAAGGAUUUUUAAAAACAGAUGACAGGAUGCGGUUAGCCAAAGAAAGAAGAGAAGAGCGGGAAAAAACUCUUGUGGCCCGGGAACAGCAGAUCCAGCAGAAGGAGAAGCGAGCGCAGCUGCAGUACGAGAGGCAGAUGGAGGAGCGCUGGCGCAGGCUGGAGGAGCAGAGGCAGAAGGAGGAGCUGCGUAGGGCUGCGGUCGAGGAGAAGAGGAGGCAGAGGCUUGAGGAGGAGAAGGAGCGGCUGGAGGCUAUGAUGCGCCGGUCCCUGGAGCGUAGUCAGCAGCUGGAGCAGAGACCCAAGCGCUGGUCCUGGGGUGGAGGCAACGGGGGAGUCAAAGAGGGUGACUCUGAAACCCCCCCACCUCCUCCUCUAGGUCUGCCCUCCAGCAGCCUCCUCCCUCCAGACCCUGUGAUCUCUGCAGCUGGGGCCCAGGCCCACAAUGCGACUGACAAACGUUCAGCUUCCACCAUGAAUCUGCCCAAGCAUUUGGAGUCGCCAAUCAGUAAGCGCCUGUCCCACUCCUCCGCGACAAUUACCCAUUCUCCUGACAGAGCUCAUCGCUUGCACCUUAGCCCUUUGGAAAACCUACUUGUUAAGCGUCUCUUGACCCCGACGCAGUCUUCGUUAGCCAGGUGCAGAAGUACCACGGCUCUGUAUUGUGCAGAGCACUCAGCGUUGCAUGUCUGUCCUCGUGUAGCUCCGUCCAGCCCGCUCAAGUCUCCCUACAAAGCCUCGCCCAGCCGGAAGAAGAACGCCUCCACCUCCCCCAAGUCUCCCGAGGAGUCUGGAGGGGCAGCAUCAGCUCCUGACAUGCUGAAGACUGAGAAGCUGAAGAAGGAAAAGAGACUCACCUCCCCUGUGCUGGCCUCUCCACUCCACAGACCAGAGUCACCUGCCACUGUAUCCAAGAGGUCGUCUUCACCGGCAACACCCAAGUCUGUUUCAAAGACCCGCGCCCACUCUCCCAGCACUGUGAAACAGUACCCCCCCUCUCCCAUGAAGCAGCGCGCCUCCGUGAGCACGCACCCAGAGAGCGCCAAGAAGAAGGCAGAGCGAGAGAAAGGGGAUGGAGCAGCAGCCCAGGACAGACGGGCCGAGGAGGCCAGAGGCACAGAGAAACCUGACAGAAAAAUGACAAAGUCUGAGAGCAGCGACAUCGGCGCCAGUGAGGCUUCUCCAGUUACCCCCACUGGGAAAACCAUCGCUGGGACCACAGACGCAGAGGAAGCCAGCAAGCUGCUGGCCGAGCGGAGACGCCAGGCUCGCCUUCAGAAAGAACGAGAGGAGCAGGAGAAACGGGAGCAGGAGGAGGCAGAGAGGGUGAAGGCAGAGGAGCUGCGCAGGAAGAUGGCGGAGGAGCGAGCGCGGCAGGAGGAAGCGGCUCGCCAGGCCGAGGAGGAGCGGAGGCGGGAGGAGGAGAGGAGACAGAAGAGGGAGGAGGAGGAGAGACUGAGAAGGGAGCAGCAGGACAGGGAGAUGCAGGCUCAGCUGGAGAGAGAGAGGGAAGAGGCUGAGCUGAAGGCCCAGGAGGCAGCCGAGCGUUUCCGGCAGGAGAGAGAGCAGCUCAAGCUGCAGGUGGAGCAGGAGAGGCUGCAGAGGAAGAAGAGGAUCGAAGAGAUUAUGAAGAGAACAAGAAAGAGUGACAUUUGCGACACAAAGCAGAAGACUGAAGAGCAGCCGGCUGUGGAACUCCUCAAACCGGUCCAGACUGUGAUCCCUGAAGAGCAAGUCAAUGGACAGAUCACGAGCGAGGAGCAGAAGACUUCAGAGGAAUGUGUCUUGGAAACCUCUUAUUCUAAAAUGACUUUCAAAGAACUGAACCCAGUCCCUCCUCUGAUUAACCUUAACCCCAUCGUGGUGAAAUCUCCAAGCCUCUACGAUUGCACCGACGAGGUCCAGUCCAUGGAUGUCAGCCCCGUGUCCAAGGAGGAGCUGAUCUCAAUCCCAGAGUUCUCUCCCAUCAAUGAGAUCCAUCACAUCGGGAUGAGCAACGCCAAGGCCAUCGAGGACCUGCUGGACCUCACCGGACACAUGGCAUACCCCAUGACCACCAGCGAGACCCUGGCUCUAGGGGACCUCAAUAAGAACCUCAUCGAAGGCUUCUGCAGUUCAGGGCAGGACAGCCAGCUCAUCGAAUCCUUAGCACAGUCCAUCGACAAAGCCUCUCUCCAAUAGCCAGAGUUCCUGAGCACUUGCACCAUGCUGCUUCAGGCAGACCUCCAAGCUGUGGCGUAGUCUGAAGGCCGUGUCAUCUAAAGAAGCUUCCUCCCCUCCCUUCUGUGCUCCUCAUACACUGCAGCAGAGAGCCAUUGCUGAAUGUACGUUUUAUUUUCCUCUGAAACGGUGCCCUGCUGAACGUGCUAAUGUGGGUGGAGCUCCUGAAUAAUGGGACUGCGAUUGAUUGCUCUGAUUCAGGGAUGCCUGCUUGUGCAGUGGGGACUCUGGGACUAGAAGAAUCACCUUGUUUUAAAAACAUCUCAUCAAUUAACUCACUUCACUGUGGCUUUUAACAUUUUGUAUUUUUUUUGUCAUGUGGAUUUUAUUUCUUCCAAGUAUUUUAGCGAGCAUGUGACGUUUUUAUAUUUAUUUUCUAAAGAAAAAAAACAAGUGUGUUAGAAGCGUUCUGAUUGUGUGCCUGUUUUUACAAUGUGUUGGAUAGUUUUGUUUUUUUGUGCGUGUGCAAUAGUGAAGAGUCGACGUGACGGAGACACUUUAUAAAAACACUGCUGGGGGUUUAGCCUCUUAACAGCAGAAGAUUAUUCCAUAGAGAUGUAAAUUUAGAGUCCGUCAGGAAUGACUGUAUAUUAGAUUACCUGACAGCCAGAAUCGGUUCUUGCAGCAUUGGCGUUUACUUAUAAUACUUGCCCACCACUAAAUGCAUCCUAACUCGCCUCAUUCCUGCUCUGCAGUACAGCUGUAGCACUAAACAGUUUUUCCUGGACUGUCUUUAAAGAGUACAUUAACAGAAGCAUUGUCAAUGAGGCUGGCAUGCACCCCUCCUUCCGCAGUCAUCUUGAUCCUUCAUUAGCUAAUGUGUUACGGGAGUCUCUUGAUCACUUCCACUUUAAUAUUUUUGGCUGACUGAGGCAUAGCGAUGGCCAGACAGUUCUCAUUUAAACAGCGAUAAAGAAGCAAAACAGAAAACGACUGUUUUAACACCAGAUUGGAGACCGCACCAGUAUUUGCGUGUUCGUUAAAUAUGUUUAAUUGCUUGCUCAACAGCCAUUUGCUGUUCUCCUCUGAAGCCAAUGAGCCAUGCGUUGGCCAGCCCCAGCCCCAGCCCCAGCCCACAACCAUUACCUAAUAAUGAUGCUGUAGUGGAACUGUGCUGAAUAAAGGGGGGGGGGGGAGAAUGCAUCGCUCCACGGGCGCGUGCCCAGCAGGCUGGUGUGAUCCAUGCGUUUCUGCCAUACAUAGUUUAGACCCACAUCUUCCGACAUUAAGCUUAACUACAACAAGUGCUUGUCGUCCUGUGUGGUGUUGGGUAUAUUAAAGGGAAGAACUCCGCUCAAAACGGUUCUACAUUCACAAUUGAUACAGUAUAAAGCUACGUAUGGUUAGAUAUUGUCAAAUGCAUUACCUAUAUAGCUGUAUUUUUGACACUGCUUUCUAGAAAGGCACCGAUUUUCACCAUCCUUAAAGACGCUAAACUUAGAAAACUAGACCUGUACCCAUUGCUUUGCUUCAGUGGGACAGACUUGCGGAGUGUAGCAUGUGUGCUCUAUACUAUGCUGUAUUUCAGGUCACCUGAGUUUCCUAUUUUUUCUAUGUAGUUACAGUCCUAGUCAUAUGAGGAAUUACAUUUUCUCUUUCUGUUUUAAAUGUGCAAUGCUUAUUCGACAAUAUUUCCAAAGUGGUUAAGGUCUACCAGAGAUACAAGAUGGCAGGUAAAGAAGUACUUGGAAUAUUUCAAUGUUAGCUUCAGCUUCUUAAUUCAGCCUGAGCAUUAAUUAAACACGUGUUAUGAAUUUGUGGCGUGCGUGUCAGAAUAUGUGUGCGUGUUUUUUUUUUUUUUUUUUUUUCAUGUAAUUUAAAAAAUAUGGCCUACCAGUUCAAACAAAACCAGUUUACUUGAAGUGUGGUGUGAUGCUGGGGUCUUCCAAACGUGGCUUUCUAACACGAGAACGUUUCACGAAGAGGUUGUGGUGACGUCGUUCUGUAUCUGCAAAAUGCAAUACGUUGCAAUUUGUGUUAGUGUAAUUAUUGUAAACAUGGUGCGUAUUACCCUUGCAUGAAAUCUGCAGCAUGUGCACAUAAUAAAGCAAUCCUCCUUUAAAGUG
Acipenser ruthenus (sterlet) is the source of this 4716-nucleotide messenger RNA. Its product is annotated as MAP7 domain-containing protein 2-like. NCBI's taxonomy places the organism in Eukaryota, Metazoa, Chordata, Actinopteri, Acipenseriformes, Acipenseridae. The transcript has 19 exons. Gene Ontology annotation, biological process: microtubule cytoskeleton organization. The record is from RefSeq and is a predicted model, not a curated record. Gene Ontology annotation, cellular component: microtubule cytoskeleton. The coding region runs from base 260 to 2611 and encodes 783 amino acids.